AUGCCAAGGCAACCCAAGUUCAAACUCCGCGAGGCCCGCACCUACAGAAGCUUCCUUUUGAUUCGCCCCGAUGACCCCGACCUCCCGGCUCUGAAGAUGCUCAAAGAAGUGUUGAAGAUCCUGCAGGCCGGCCAGGGUAACUUCUCCCCCCGUCGGGAGUCCUUUCCCGACACGCAGGUAGGCGAUCUGAUCUUCGAGAUCAUCACCGAGGAUAAUUCUUUCCAGGGACUGACCGAUGCUGCCAUGCAGUGCAUCACACAGCAGAUUGAGAACUGGGAUUAUGACAAGGACAUGAUCAGAUGGGAGCAGUACGUCGAGGGGAUGGUUCUGAUUGACUAUCGGUACCUGCACUAG
This is a messenger RNA of Aspergillus udagawae, 354 nucleotides long. RefSeq lists its product as uncharacterized. The record is from RefSeq and is a predicted model, not a curated record. Bases 1 to 354 code for a protein of 117 amino acids. The transcript has a single exon. NCBI's taxonomy places the organism in Eukaryota, Fungi, Ascomycota, Eurotiomycetes, Eurotiales, Aspergillaceae.